This is a messenger RNA of Cuscuta campestris, 1765 nucleotides long. The record is from the annotation of a GenBank genome assembly. NCBI's taxonomy places the organism in Eukaryota, Viridiplantae, Streptophyta, Magnoliopsida, Solanales, Convolvulaceae.
UAUUAUAUUAGUAAAUAUUUUAAAUUAAUAAAAAUAUUUUUUUUAUUUCAAUUACGAAUCUCUUCUCUGAGCAAUGACGGCGAGGAAAAGAGGUCGACCAAGGAGGAAGAAACCAACGGCGGCGGUAGGUGGGGCGAAACUAAACCCUAGCAACGGAGUAUCUGAAUCUCCCGGUGGGGGAGAGUCAUCUACGGGUGCAGAAGAAAUGAAUGGAUUGAAGGUGGCUAGAUUAUCAAGGGAGGAUGUAGAGGAAGAUGCGGGAUGGAAUUCUACACUUGUCUGCUGCGUCUUAAGGGCCAAUCCACCAUUAAAAGUCAUGGAUGGAUUUCUGAGGAGGAUUUGGAAGGAUUACAAGAUUGCUGAUGUUGUUGUACUCCGGGAAGGCCAAUUUGUUGUGCACUUUGAAAAGGAGGAGGAUAGGGAUGAAAUAGCCAGAAGGAAAUAUUACUUCCUGGAUAAUAAGCCAAUGUUAGUUCAAAGAUGGAAACCUGGAUGUAAACUCAACCUAGAUGAGCUCACUGAUAUUCCAAUUUGGGUAAGGAUUGGAGGAACACCUGUGGGAAUGGAGGAAAUAAGGGAUUUUAAAGAAUGCUUGGAAGUUUGUGGAUUAGAGGAAAUGCCUAUGGAAGGUUCCUACUACACCUGGUCCAACAGGCAAAGCCAAGGACACAGGAUUUACUCUAGAAUUGAUAGAGCCUUGUGUAACACUGAAUGGAUGUUGAGUAUGGGAACUAAACUUGUGGUCAAGGAGGAAGUGGAAGGGGAUAAGAAGGUGGCAGAGACACUGGUUAGCUACUUCCAGGAUCUAAUAGGCACUCAAUCUGAUAUAGAAGAUGUAGACAUGGAAGCCAUGAAGGAAGGCACAAGUCUGAAUAUAGACCAACAGCUCACUCUUAUAGCAGAAGUGAAAAGGAUACAGAUUAAUGGAGAAAGCUAUGGGUUCUUUAAGGGGAAGAAAGGACUCAGACAAGGAGACCCUAUUUCCCCUAUGCUUUUUGUUUUAGUCAUGGAGUGCCUUAAUAGGCUGCUUCAACAGAUGGCAAAAGACAAAAGAUUCAAAUUUCACCCCAUGUGCAGAUCUUUAAAACUGGUAAAUUUGAGUUUUACAGAUGACCUAAUCAUAGUAUGCAAGGCUGAGGAGGAGUUUCAGAAUUGUAUUAUGGAGGUUAUGAGGAAAUUCCAGAAGUCUACAGGUUUGGGCAUUAACUACACCAAAUCACAAAUUAUUUUUGGAGGUGUGGACAAGAAGGACCAAGAGCAUUUUCUGAAGCUAACCAAUCUGCCCCUUGGUGAGCUUCCAAUCAGAUACCUUGGAAGUCCAAUUUCUGCAGGGGAUAAUUCUGCCAGUGAGAACCACCCCCACCCUCCACUUCUCCAAGUCCCCUUUCUCAACCUUGAAAUCCCUACAGAUACAGAGGAAAACACAGCACAUUCACGAGAAAAACAAAGCGAAAGAAGAAGAAGAAUAAUCGAUAGGUUACUACAGUCUUAUAAGCGCGACAAACUUCAGCAUGGUUGCAUUAAAGCAGUGGCUGGAGAGUUCAACAUUUCCAGAAAAAUAGUAGGGAAAAUAUGGUCAUCAGCUAGUGGUCAAAUGCAGGAUGGUCUACCAGUUUGUGUUCAAUGCAAAAGGAAGGGGAACUCUGGCAGAAAAGAAGUGCCUGUUGACAUUCCAAAGAUGUUGGCAGUUCCAUUUCAUAGGCACAAGAACAUAUGUGCCCUUGGCUAUGCAAUUGAAGUAUAAAAAUCAACUGUCCAGAGAUGG